UGCUUGACAUGAAAGGAGAAAACAACAAAAACAGCGAAAUUACGCAAAUCGUGAGGGGGAGCUGAUACUCUCUGACAUCCCACCGGAGACAGAUCCGAUCGUCGGGCACCUCUGCGCCGUCGGUUUCGCCGGCAAUCGAUUCAACUGUCAGGCCUCCUGAUUUCGUAUCCUUCACCUCCAUCUUCUCCGUUUGUUGGUUUUGGAUUAUCUGGAGCAGGAAGAGAAUGAGGACAGCUAUGGUGGUGGCUUUGAUGUUGCUGGCAGCUCUGGUUCCUUUUGGUUCGGCCUCGCCGUCGACAGUUCCAGCAUUCCUUUGGUCGCCUCACUAUAACAAGAUUUCAGAUGGAGUCGCAGAAUCUGUGGACUAUCAGACCAUAUCACCCACGGAUCUAGCAAAGGCUGUACUAUCUCAAGGAGGCUGGUCAGACUUUCUGUGCUCGGCAAAGAGACAUCAGCAGCAUGCAGAUCUGGCUCUUGUUUUUGUUGGUGGAGAGCUGCAAUCUUCGGAUAUUUCCAGCAAUAGACACGCAGAUCCUGCCUUUGUAAACUUACUUAAGGAUUCAUACACAAAGUCUAAUUUUUCAAUGGCAUUCCCUUAUAUUGCUGCAUCGUCUGAGGAGGCAAUGGAAAAUCUACUGGUUUCUGGGUUCAAAGAAAGCUGUGGCCAUGAUUUAGACAUCACUAAAGUUGCUUUUCUAGGUUCAUGCUCUGUGCAGGCAGAUGAUUCUCAGAAAAUCGCGGACCUGCAAUCCGUCCAUGAUUAUCUGGUCUCAAGGAGGGAAAGGAGACUUGAAGGGAAGGCAGAUCUGAUCAUGAUUUGCCAUGGCGAAUCCGCUGCUUCAGAUGAAUUUGAUACACCUGGUUCAGAAAGAGAAAUCUUCUCGGGACUUAUGAGCUCCUUGGAGCAGCUGAAGGAAAAGUAUUCUGUCCUAUAUGUUUCAGAUCCUUCUAGGUCGAUCCAAUAUCCUUCAAUGAGGGAGUUGGAGAGGUUCCUCGCUGAAAGUUCUAAUGCAUCAAGCAACGGAACAUGCGAUAGUGUUUGUCAGGUUAAAUCAUCGCUUUUGGAAGGACUUCUAGUUGGCAUCGUUCUGCUCAUAAUCUUGAUAAGUGGCCUCUGCUGCAUGUCUGGCAUUCAAACUCCAACGCGGUUCGAGGCACCUCAGGAAUCUUAAUUCGGUGAUUCUAUCACACUCGAUCCUUCGGAGGGGUACAUGAUGUCGGCGUUGGUAUUGCCUUGAAAAGCUUCCAGCUUGUUCUGUAGUUAUACUAGAGAGAGAGAGAAGAGAGAGACAAACGCUACCUAGUCUUACAUUAAUUUGCUUCUGUAUUCUUAUCCUGAAGGAGCACAGUAUUCGUUGCUCGUGUUGAUCAGUGUCUCGUCCAACCUCCCAUACGGAAGUUCUUUAAGAUUCACUGCUCCUAUUGGUCAUAUGAAUAAUCUAUCCAAGUAAGUUCUCCAAGUUGCAUUGUGCUUUUUUGUUUGACUGGAA
Messenger RNA from Punica granatum (pomegranate), 1490 nucleotides. NCBI's taxonomy places the organism in Eukaryota, Viridiplantae, Streptophyta, Magnoliopsida, Myrtales, Lythraceae. The record is from RefSeq and is a predicted model, not a curated record.